AGUGGCUGGAUUUACAGGUUAAGAAAGCUCCCAGACUUAUGAAUUCCACGUCAUGGUCAUUAGCACCCCCUGUAUCCCCUUACCCUGUAAACCACUCCUCUCCUGCCUCUACCUUCUGUUGAGAAGAGUGGCUUUGGGUUCUCUGUGCUGAGUAGGGAUUUUGGGGCAUCUCAAUCGGUGCUGUACAGAUAGAGCUACUGCUCUCCACCACUCUGCUCAGCACACUCUUAAUCCCAAGUCUCCCUCCGAGGGAUGCAUCUACGAGAUCACUGACUUGAGGAAUAAGAUCACCAAAAACAAGACAAGAUGGCUGACAAGGACAAUGUUGAGAAGUUUUUGGACAACAACCCCCAGUUUGCUAAGGAGUACUAUGACAAGAAGGUCAAGGCGGAUGUGAUUUCCGCUGCCUUCAACAACCAGGUACAGAUCAAAGAUGUGGCUUCGUUCAAGGAGGCUACCCAGAUCCAGGAGGCUGAUUUCAUGUUUGAGCUCAUCAAGGAGUUGCAGGGAACCAACUCUAUGGAGAAAAGCAUGCACAAGGUCCUCCAGAGGAUUGCUCUGCUGGUACAUGCUGAUCGAUGCAGCUUCUUUGGCUCCAGGUCCCGUAACGGUAUCCCAGAGCUGUCCAACAUACUGUUUGACGUGACAACCACGUCAGCCUUUGAGAAGAACCUGAUUGACCCCAACACUGAGAUUGUGUUCCCCACUGACAUGGGGAUAGUUGGGUGGACAGCGCACUCCAAGAAGGCCCAGAACAUCCCUGAUGUGAAAAAGAACUCUCGCUUCAGUGACUUUGUGGACAAGCAGACCAAGUACACAACCAAGUCCAUUCUGUCCGCCCCCAUUAUGAGUGGCAAGGAGCCCAUUGGCGUUAUCAUGGCACUGAACAAGCAAGGGGCUGAGGAAUUCUCAAAGGGUGAUGAGGAUCUCUUCAGUAAGUAUGUGAACUUUGCUACUGUGAUUGCCCUGCAGUACCACACUGCUUACAUGUGGGAUGUGGAGACCAGGAAAAGCCAGGUGCUGAUCUGGUCUGCCAGCAAAGUCUUUGAAGAGCUGACUGACAUUGAGAGACAGUUUCACAAAGCUUUGUACACAGUUCGGACAUAUCUUAAGUGUGAGAGGUACUCUGUGGGACUCCUGGACAUGACUAAAGAAAAGGAGUUCUAUGAUGAGUGGUCAAUCAAACUAGGAGAACAGGAACCAUACAAGGGGGCUAAGACACCAGAUGGCAGGGAAGUUAACUUCUACAAGAUCAUUGAUUACUUGUUGGAGGGCAAGGAGGAGAUCAAAGUUAUCCCGGGCCCCCCAGCCGACCACUGGGCCCUUGUCAGUGGCCUUCCAACAUACGUGGCAGAAAACGGAAUGAUUUGCAACAUGAUGAAUGCUCCUGCAGAUGAGUACUUCAAUUUUCAGAAAGGACCAGUGGAUGAGUCUGGUUGGAUCAUGAAGAAUGUACUGUCUCUGCCCAUCGUGAACAAAAAGGAAGAAAUUGUCGGCAUUGCCACUUUCUUCAAUAGGGUUGACGGCCGGCCAUUUGAUGAAAAUGAUGAACAGAUCACAGAAGCUCUAACCCAGUUCCUGGGUUGGUCCACACUGAGCUGUGACACCUAUGACAGACUGAACAAGAUGGAGAACAGGAAGGAUAUUGCCCAGGAGAUGCUCAUGUGCCAGACAAAGGCCAAACCAAGUGAAGUCCACAGCAUUCUGAACACUGAGGAGAAGCUGGGUAAGGUACCGGAGGACUGUGAGGAGAAGGAGAUGUACAAACUUCUGAGAACCACCAUCCCUGAGGCGAAGGAUGUGGAACUCUUGGAGUUCCGUUUCAGUGAUUUCCCUCUGUCGGAGACGGACCUUAUUAAGUGUGGCAUCCGCUGCUUCUUUGAGCUCAAUGUGGUGGAGAAGUUCAAGGUCCCCGCAGAGGCCCUGACAAGAUGGAUGUACACCGUUCGCAAGGGUUACCGUGACAUCACCUAUCACAACUGGAGGCACGGUUUCAACGUUGGCCAAACAAUGUUCGCUCUCCUCAUGACGGGCAAGCUGAGGAAGUACUACUCUGACCUUGAGGCCUUUGCCAUGGUUGCUGCUGGAUUCUGCCACGACAUUGACCACAGAGGAACAAAUAAUCUGUACCAGACAAAGAGCAUAUCUCCUCUGGCUAAGCUCCACACCAACUCGAUUAUGGAGAGGCACCAUUUGGAGUACAGCAAAACCCUGAUGGAAGAUGAGCACAUCAAUAUCUUCCAGAACCUUCAGAAGCGCCAGUUUGAGACGGUGCAACACCUGUUCCAAGUCUGCAUCAUCGCUACUGACCUGGCUCUCUAUUUUAAGAAGAGGACAAUGUUCCAGAAAAUUGUGGAUGCCACAGAGCCCAUGGCAGAUGAGAAGGAGAAGAUCAACUAUGUUUCGAAUAACGCAACUAGGAAAGAGAUUAUUAUGGCAAUGAUGAUGACAGCUUGUGAUCUGUCAGCCAUUACAAAGCCAUGGGAAGUCCAGAGCAAGGUUGCUCUUAUGGUGGCGGCAGAGUUCUGGGAGCAGGGAGACCUGGAGAGAACCGUUCUAGAUCAACAGCCUAUUCCAAUGAUGGACAGGAAUCAUUCUGAGGAGCUGCCCAAGAUGCAGUGCGGCUUCAUUGAUUUUGUCUGCUCGUUUGUGUACAAGGAGUUUUCCAGGUUCCAUGUAGAGAUCACCCCUAUGUUUACUGGCUUAAACAUAAACAGAGGUGAGUGGAGGGCCUUGGCGGAUGUCUAUGAGGCCAAGAUGAAGGCCAUUGAGGAAGAGAAAAAGAAACUAGAAGGUGGUGGUGGUGGUGAAGAACAAGAGGGAGGAAAGUCAAAAACGUGCACUAUCUUCUAAAGCCACCAUCAAAGAACCAAUGAAAGUACACAUUUGCUACUGUAUGUUCACGAAGAUGGUUGGGUGUGUGUGUGUAUGUUUGUAUGUGUGUGCAUGUGAGAGUAUCCAAUGGAUAAAGAAAAGUACAAUGGAAUUUCAACUGGUAAUCUGGAAAGUCUGUUUUCUACAUACCCAGUUUGACUAAAGGACACAGACACUUGCAAGGGGCAGUACUGGAUGUCUAUUGGAAAAUAAACAUGGCAUCUACAGUGUAAUUUAGAUCUGAAAUGCUCAGUGGCAUGCUAACUCACUAAACGAUUUUCAACUUUAUGAAUAUUAUGUAUGAUCUCUUCAUAUAUAAAAAGUAUAAUGUUGUUGUAUAGAUGAUGUAUCCACAGAUUGUGGCACUUUCUCCCUUCAAGCUUUUGGAAUUUUUUAAAAUCAUAUUUUACCAUAAUAUACUUUUAUUGCCCCUAGAGGAUCAAUAAAGUACUACUCCUACUAUGCUAAAUAUAUGUAAAAAGUAGAGUUAUACUGUUAAUUCUUAACUUAGCAAAAAAGCUUCACACUGUAACUUAAUUAUUAUUUUAUUAAGAGAAUAUUUAUUUCACCAAUGUCAUCAUAC
Molecule: messenger RNA, 3457 nt
Organism: Hypomesus transpacificus
Lineage: Eukaryota; Metazoa; Chordata; Actinopteri; Osmeriformes; Osmeridae
Product: cone cGMP-specific 3',5'-cyclic phosphodiesterase subunit alpha'-like
Exons: 22
Coding region: 307-2853 (848 amino acids)
Biological process (GO): visual perception; signal transduction
Molecular function (GO): protein binding; 3',5'-cyclic-nucleotide phosphodiesterase activity
Source: RefSeq, a predicted model, not a curated record